Molecule: messenger RNA, 1988 nt
Organism: Vollenhovia emeryi
Lineage: Eukaryota; Metazoa; Arthropoda; Insecta; Hymenoptera; Formicidae
Exons: 2
Coding region: 142-1488 (448 amino acids)
Cellular component (GO): extrinsic component of mitochondrial inner membrane
Source: RefSeq, a predicted model, not a curated record
AUGAUCUACAAAAUCAAAACAUUCUUCCAGUGCACGUCUAUACUAUUAGAAUCUGACUGUUUCUUCAGACAGCACUUUGCGUGUACUUCUCUUCACAUCGAAGAAUACCUUGCCGAGAAGUAACGAGCCUGGUCAGAAGACAUGGAAUCAAAGACGCGUGAACAAGCUCAACUCGAUUAUAACCAGUUCUUCUACGCUAACGUGUGCCACGUUUGCAAACGGUUCGAUGAUAGCGGUUUUUUAAAAAAGUGCAGUGGCUGCAAGUUGAUCUUCUAUUGCAGCCAGGCACAUCAGAAGCAACACCGAGAGCAGCACAAAUCGCUAUGCAACGCCGUAAUUAAAGUUGGACGAACCUACAGCUUAAAAAGAUGUUCUGAAACACCGGCGGAGUGGCUUACUAUGAAGACGGACUUCAUGCGUCUAGUGUCAGAGACGUUAGGCCGUCCCCUUCACACAUACGAAAGGCACAUGUUCACGUUUCUAAAGGAGUGCGGCAUCUGCUAUGAACGGGAUGAGCGGAAGCUGAUGGAAUGUAGGACUUGUGUCUCCAGCUACUGUAAAUUUCACAUAGACAGUAAUCACCAUGAGUAUAUCUGCAAAGAUCUUGGAUUAUGUUAUCGUGUAUAUCUACACCGUAUAAAUGAGAACCGUUUUGCAAUUACGGAUAACUUUGCACUUGUUUCCAACACGAAUACGUUUGAAAUGAAGGACUUUAUAAAAACUAACAUAUAUAUACAGACUCGCACGGUAAUGCCCUACGAUAUCCUGGAAGCCGUAUAUUCCCCGUAUGUCACGUGUCCCUUAACGUUGUUUCAUGCUAUGCGAUUAUUAGACUAUGUCCCAGCAAACUCAAAAAUUCUAGUCGUUCAUGUUGUAGGCCCGAGUACGUUAGAAGAAAAUACUUUAGCAGGGUGGGGAGUCUUGCUACGUUUACUAAAAAUAUCGUCUCUGAUAAUUGUAAUGGUAGGGCCGGAAUUAAAACUGGAAUACUAUGAGUUGCCCGACUGGAUGUUGCAUGAGAAUGUAUGUAUAUUUGAGUUUCACAAGACGUUGUACGAGGACUACGUACGCAGCACGGCGUUCCUAAAACCGGAUUUCGUUGUAGGAUUUAAUGCGCAUAUUGACGAACGUAAUCUUGGGACUCCUGAAGAAACGUGGGCGUCAUGCAUACGUAUCAUAGCGAAUCUAAAGUGUCCGUUCGUUGUAACGUGUAGGUACACAUGUGAAUAUUUGGAAAACGAAGUUGAAAGAAUUAACACCAUCCUAAAUAGAAAGAUACACUAUAAGUAUAAAGGAAAGAAUCCAUUUGCUUGUUUACAACCGAUUAGAGUUCCUCUACCGCAGAAAGUGAUGUAUACGAAUCAAUAUGUAAUUAUCUACAGGAGUCUUUGUGAGAAACUAAAUGUAAUUCAACGAUUAAUGACUAACAAACUGUGGACUGCGUUGACGGAAAACAUGUAUCACGCCGGAAACGAAGGACAUAAGUGAAAUCGAUUUUAACGUUUAAGACACACAACGGAAAACAUGUAGAAUGUUCAUAUGAAUAGUCUACGAAAAUCGCGGCGUUUCUGCACGAAACAAAGUGAUCUAGACCAGACAUUCCACAGGGAACUGGCAUAUUCAUAAUCUCAAAAUUUUGGGAAUCAUUUUUUACACAUUGCAUUGUCGUAUAUUAGUAGUUUGUAAUGGAUUAUAUAUAUAACAACUCACACGAGGCGACAGUAAUUUAGUAAUAAGUACAAUUCUGUGACAAAGACAAGAUUUUGCAUCAAUUGUUUGAAAUAAAGUUUUAUAUCAUCAUAAUAAAUAUUGGGUAUGUACGAAUUUAUGUGAUAAUUUUUUUCACCGAUAGCUCUGAAAAUUCUUGUGUCACACGCGUGACAACUGUAUGGAACUAUUGUAUAUCUAUGACCAGGAAAUGGCAGUACCAGAGUGUUCCAGACACACCUGUAUCCUGACUUUUAUAUCGAAGGAGACCUUGUUGAAUA